This is a messenger RNA of Akanthomyces muscarius, 972 nucleotides long. RefSeq lists its product as uncharacterized. Gene Ontology annotation, biological process: mRNA splicing, via spliceosome. Gene Ontology annotation, molecular function: RNA binding. Gene Ontology annotation, cellular component: U2 snRNP; catalytic step 2 spliceosome; precatalytic spliceosome. The transcript is spliced from 2 exons. The coding region runs from base 1 to 972 and encodes 323 amino acids. NCBI's taxonomy places the organism in Eukaryota, Fungi, Ascomycota, Sordariomycetes, Hypocreales, Cordycipitaceae. The record is from RefSeq and is a predicted model, not a curated record.
AUGAAUCAAAUUCGAGCAAUUCAGGCGCUGAAUAGGAAGGAGAUUGAGAAUGGAAUCUCCCCCGAAGCCUCGUGGCAUACCGACUACCGGGACACGGCAUACAUUUACUUUGGCGGCCUGCCGUACGAGCUCUCCGAAGGCGAUAUAAUUACCAUAUUCUCACAAUUUGGCGAGCCCGUAUUUCUGAAGCUCGUGCGCGACAAGGAAACAGGCAAGUCCAAGGGUUUUGGGUGGCUCAAGUACGAAAACCAGAAGAGCACCGAUCUUGCUGUGGACAAUCUCGGCGGCGCAGAAGUCGGGGGGCGUCUUGUGCGCGUGGACCAUGCGAGAUACUCGAUGCGCGAUGACGAAGACCAAGACGAGUUCAAGGUCGGAUGGGAGGACCUCCAGCGAAAAGAGGGCAAGCCGCUCUCCGAGGACGAAAGCGACCAGGACGAGGCGCCGCAACGGCCCAUGCUCCAAGAAGAACGCGAUCUUGCGAAACUGAUACACGAUCACGACGACGAUGACCCGAUGAAAGCGUUCCUAAUAGAGGAGAAGAAGAAGGAGGUGGAGGAAGCGCGGGAGAGGGCCAGCAAAAAAGAGUUGAAACCCAAGCAUCGCUCGCACAGAUCUCACAGGUCUAGGCAUGAUGAAGAUGAUAAGAGACGGUCUCGGCGUGACCACGAUGACUCUGAGCGCCGCCAUCGCCACAGAAGCGACCAUCGCAGCGACCAUCGGAGUGACAGACAACACGACGGCGACGGCGAGCGCCAUAAAAGCAGGAGGCACGAUGACGACUCAAAAGAGCACAGACUCCGGAGCCGUGGCGAUGAUGAGAAAGAGCGAGACCGCGACAGGGACAAGGGACGGCGCGACCGACAGCGGGAGGACGAACGCCGGCACAGGAGCUACAAGAGCAGAGAUCACGAACCAGAUACAGGUCACAGGCGAAGAAGUCGCAGCUGCUCUCCGAAACGAAGUGAAGAUUAA